AGCCGUCGCCCUUUACAGACUGACUUCAAAACGGCCGACACGGAUGUGAACACGGAUCAGGACAUUGAGAAGAACCUGGACAAAAUGAUGUCUGAGAGAGCUUUGUUAAAGGAACGGUACCAGGAGGUGUUGGACAAACAGCGGCAAGUGGAGAACCAGCUGCAGGUGCAGCUCAAACAGCUCCAGCAGCGGAGGGAAGAAGAGAUGAAGAACCACCAGGAGAUUCUGAAAGCAAUUCAGGCUGUUACGAUCAAGCGGGAAGAGACAAAGAAGAAGAUGGAGAAAGAGAAGAAAGAAUUCCUGCAGAAAGAGCAGGAUCUGAAAGCAGAAAUAGAGAAACUCUGCGAGAAAGGCAGAAGGUUGCUGAAGGAGCAGGAGGAGAAGGAAAACAAGAUUGCUUCUCUGAUUGCAGAGCAGUCUGAUGAAAAGCAGCUAUGGGAGAUGGAGCUAGAUAAGCUGAAGAACCAGCACAAUGAAAUCAACAGGAACAUCCUCGAGGAGACAGAACGGGCCUGGAAAGCAGAGAUCCUGUCCCUGGAGAGCCGAAAGGAGCUGCUGGUGUUGAAACUAGAAGAAGCAGAAAAAGAAGCAGAGCUGCACCUCACCUACCUCAAGUCUGCACCACCAACACUGGAGACCAUGAGGCCAAAGCAGGAGUGGGAGAUGAGGCUGAACAGGAUACGAAUGACCAAGGAAAGUGUCCGAGAUCAGUUCAAUGACCACAUUCAGAUGGUGAGAAAUGGAACGAAGCUGAGCAGCCUCCCACAGAUCCCAACCCCAACACUGCCACCUCCACCCUCAGAAACAGAUUUCAUGCUGACGGCAUUCCAGCCCAAUCCAUCCCUUACUCCCAGGCUCCCAUUUCCCAUAGGACCAGUUCCUGUUCCCAUGGUCAUGCCAAGUGCUGAUCCUCGGGCACUCUCCUUUCCUCUCCUUAACCCUGCGAUCUCCAGACCCAACCAGCCUUCUCCACCGCUGCCUGCAUCCCAAGGAAGAAACAGCCCCGUCGUGGCAUCGCUUAUUGGCACACACAGUCCUCACAUGACUCCUGCAGCCUCCAUCCCUCCUCCACCAGGCCUGGGAGGAGUUAAGGUCACUCCGGAGUUUCACAGGUCACAGCCAGCAGAUAAGCUGGAGAAGCUGCUGGAGAAGUUGUUGACUCGAUUUCCCCAGUGCAACAAGGCCCAGCUCACCAACAUCCUGCAGCAGAUCAAGACAGCUCGGAGGACAAUGGCGGGUCUGACUAUGGAGGAGCUGAACCAGCUGGUGGCAGCCAAGCUCGCGGAGCAGCAGGAGCGGGCAGCAGCUGGGGCUCAGCCUCUCAGUCGAAUCAGGGCACCCAUGUUUUCUGCUCCGCUGCCUCAGAUCAGCACACCAAUGUUCCUGCCCCCAGCCCAGACCCCAGCUGCCUGUAAGCUAUGUCUCAUGUGCCAGAAGCUUGUACAGCCCAGCGACCUUCAUCCCAUGGCCUGCUCGCAUGUGCUGCACAAGGAGUGCAUCAAAUUCUGGGCACAAACCAACACAAAUGACACUUGCCCCUUUUGUCCAAGUCUCAAAUGACGGCUACUCGAACAAAGUGGUCCCACGGGAGGAGUUGCUGUGAAUAGACAGGAUCAGUUCUAAGAUUUCUACAGUUCUAUAUUUAUACGACCAUGUAUACACAUGUACAUUUUUAUUAUAUAGGUAAUGUGUGUAUAGAAAGUCUGUAUACAUACAAAUUCAUAAAUAAAGUGUGUAUAUUAUGCAGUGA
Messenger RNA from Meleagris gallopavo (turkey), 1750 nucleotides. The record is from RefSeq and is a predicted model, not a curated record. NCBI's taxonomy places the organism in Eukaryota, Metazoa, Chordata, Aves, Galliformes, Phasianidae.